CUUUUUCCGGUCCCGAAAGGAUUGGUACUCAGCUGCUGACUUCAAGUUGCGCACGCAUCACCUGCGCCCUCUGCCACUGCAGUCUGAGAGGAACAUGUCCAUCCUCCGCUGAGACCCCAAUUCAUCACGAUUCAUACGCCAGUCCUCCCGCUGCUUGCACAGUAUUUUGCUUGGAAGCGGGCUCAUCAUGAUCCUGACCACGCUUUCGAUAAUAUCAAAGCACCUCGAGUUAGCAACUUGAUUUGUCUAGAAUUGACAUAUCUCGCUACUGAAUUCAGAUCAGACCUCUGAGGCAAUGGGUUGGGCCUCCCUCUACCUAUCUACUCCUCAGCUCGUUAGCAAUAACCUAUGUUCCCUGUUACCUGCGGGAAAAAGACUCAGACAGAAGGCAUGCUGUCUCAAAGACGUCACGAUCGACAUCAGCCGUCCUCCCUACGACCUGCAACCUGAUCGAUAUCGUUUCAGAUAUGUUGUCUGAUGAGUAGCAAAAAAAGUCACCAUGUACACGACAAUGGCGACUGCCCAAUCCUGCCCCGCCUGACUAGACCUCUCGUACUUCACUGGUGCUGCCUCCCUUGCAUACAACUAUCCUGGCGUUAUGCCUGAGACAUGGAUCGCCUUCGGAGCAACGGUACCUAACUAGGUAUGUACUGUUGAUCAUCCGACAUAAAGUCCACGAAACGACGGGAGAUCCACGGCAAAAAAUGGAAUUCAAGCCGACGACAGCAACAAAGAUAGCCCGUGUCUAUUCACUUUGGGGCGAAGACUUGAGUCAGACGUGCCCAAGGUUAGUAACCAUAAGAAGAUAGGAACUUUGUAGCCGCGACCCAAAAUGGGCGGAAAACGCUUCUCGUUUGACUGUCGAGAACUGGAACUUCCAGACAUUAUUCACAUCUGCCGGGUCGAGCUUGCUGGCAUACCUAGGUCGCAUCACCAGUCAGACGAUGGUGGGUUUCCCAUUCCGCCAUUGUACAAAAGACUUCGAGUCGUACCGACGGCGACCACUGUUCCCUAGGUUGUUUCAGGUCCAGGGUCAGCGGGAACGAUCAACGCACGGGCUUCAAUGGCGCUUUGUUAGCGCGCCGUCCCCCGGUUUUCAAGGCGACAAGCCCCCCAAAAGGAUCCGCCACGUUUAGCACCAGGGACAACUGCCUUCGUUUCGUCUUUUUUCAGGCGGGCAACAAGCCGAAAACAAAACAAUAAUGCUCGAAGUGCCGUGGCUCUUCUGGUUGGAAUCAAACGGUCCGAAACCAAACAUAUCUCCUUCAGCAAAAAAAGUGUGUGAAUAUUGCCAUGCUGGGCCUGGCGUACAAAGUUUCGUCUGGGGGUGUUUGCUGGUGUUGUCAAGAGCCCGGAGCCUGACCAGAAACGUGGUGGUCUUCCAUUCUUGCGAUCCCCUUCACCCAUCCUGUCACCCCUUGCAUUUGGUCUCGGGCUCAAGUUUCCACCCGGGGCUUUGACUUCGGGCGGACGAAAUGUCAAGAGUAUCACGACGGCACCGCACCGUACGCGGUGAUUCAUCCAGGAACUGAUCAUCUUCACCCUUACUUCUGCGUGGCCGUGGCCAUGUUCAUCUCAAAUCCACCCAUGUGCGACGCCGGAUUUCUGCACCUGCCCGCUUUACAAGAUACUCGAGAUUCAGGCUCCCCAUGUGGCCGCGGAUCUGCACAGCUUCUUGCGGCACAGUGCGGCAACCAUAACGGACCAUGCCAGUCGUUCCCAUAGCGGACUGGUCACCGUUUGCAAUAAUGCAGGCCCCCAUGGUAAUUGCUUCCUAAAAUUCGACCCCAUCAUUCAACGUCAGAUCACGAGGCUAGCCACAACCCAGACCGCUCUUCGCGUCGACUGUAGUUUCCAGGUUUUCGCCCUUUGCCCAUGGAAAGUCUGGCAUAUAGUGCAAGCCUUUCGGCAGCCGAGAUAUACCUUCAUGACUAGAAUCCAAGGCACCCUGGUCCGGUGAACAACAAUGAGCAACACCUGCCCUGUCAAUCUGUCUCGCACUGCCCUGGUUUCCUCCACACGUCUGCAUAUGCCUGACGAGAAUGGGAAACCCUAUUGAGGCCCGCGCAGUACCCGAUCCUCCUUAUGGUCGUUCUGUUCCAAUCGCAGUUCGACUGCCGCCGGAAAAGCUGCUGGUCGUUGAUUUGUCCUCCCUCCAAAACUCUUUGGUUCGACAUUCUGUCUUGUAUAUUUCAUCUACUAGUAUGCCGGAUUUCUCUUCUCUUUACAUCUUGAGCUUUCUGAUCCCUGCUCCCCUCGCACUAUUCUUGCCUUGACGGCCAACAUUUGCCAUACCAUUUUCCCUUUUGGUUGAGCAACCGUAGGAAAGCAACGUAUCCUCGGCAUUUCCGCCAGCCAUUUGCAGCCAGACCUCGUCAGUGUUCUGUCAACUGCUGUCAAAUCGUUCCCGAUAUCGAUUCAAGCCUGCCACCGGCCACCCGACGUGGAACUUCAGGAGGUGCCACUCAGCCGCUCAUUGUCAAGGACUGCCGUCAGAUGCCACCAUCUGGAAGUAUAUUCUUUCCGCACUGACCUCUUCCUUCCACUCUUUUUCCAAGUGCGACUCGAUGUUACGCAAAUCCUUUCCUCCAUAUACCACUUCAUGCCGACCCUUUUCGACAACACUGGCCUGCCGCUAUGGGUAUACAUCGUGCUCAUAGUCGUUGGGUCAGUACUGUUGCUGGUCACAGUCGCCAUUCUUCUGAGAUGCUGGAUUGUCCGACGAAGACCAAGGCCAACGCGUCUUGAUAACCUCACCACUCCUACUCGACGAAUGACUUUGAGAAGGGGACGGCUGGUACCGACUUCUCAGCAUCUGUCUUUGACCGGGUCGAAGUUCGGAGUCAGGCAGUUUGGGGUUUUAACAGAUAAUGAAUCCACCGCGACAGGGCGGCGGAGCCCCUUCGAAUGGUGGAAUACGAUCAUGGACAGGUCGCCAUCACGGCAAGAUCAAAUGUCCCAAGUCGAGACGGGAUCGAUAGGCAUAUCAACACGUCCGGAAUCCUUUGCUACAACGACUGCUGGCAGACGUGAAAGCCUUGCAGAUACGUCGGCCCGGACCCCGGAAAAGGGUAAGGAGCCCAUCAUGACCAGUUGGGAAGUCACCUUGCCAUCUCCUCCCCCCUCUCCGGGGCCCGAUGGCCGCAAGCCCAUAAAUUUUUCAAGAUCUUUUUCUACCCGCACGCCCUCCUCGCCUUUGGCCCAGCGUUCCCAGCUCACGCUGUCACGGAUAUCAGAAAGGUCUCCUCACAACUCCAUGAUCAGCACGAGUGGGGUGAACCAGUUUCACCUCCCUCUCUAUCACACGCUCGGGAGGCUUGAGAACCGCGCUUCUGCCGUCGAAUCGGCUCAGUACAGUCCCUUGACACUCAACAUUCCAGUCGCCGCUGCGCAAAGCACACCUGUCCUAGCUGAAGCUCACCUCGACUCCCCCUCACCUGUAACGUCGAAGCCGUGGAGCUCUAAUAUGCUCAGUGCUUCUUAUACAACUUUACCGGCGACUGCCUCCUUCCCAACAAAUUCACCCAGGCCCCAUACUGCCGAUGCCGCAACCUUUCGACAGUAUCCUUACCUACAACAACCGCCUCCGAUACCAACGAGUCGUGCUCCAACUUAUCAUCGUCGCGGCACGUCGUGGCUAAGCUCUGAAGAGGGUUCGACUUUUUACCGGCAAUCCAACAGCUCACAUCAAGAUCUGUCUCGGCAUUCCCCCAUACAGUCCGCUACUAAGGGAACGGCCACGCCAGGUUCGCACCAUUCACGCCAAUCCUCCGCCAAUCUCAGCAUGGAGCAUAGUGGCAUUAUCGUCUAUGAAACGCAACUGCCGGACUACUGGUCUACACGACCGGAUAUGCAAGACUUGGCGGCUUCUCUGAAUUUCAACAGCUGUGAGACAGAUGGCCCGGCUAGAAAUGGCAGCACUCCUGGCGGGCUCCAGGACACGGAUGGGAAACAGCGAAGCAAAGUAGGGGUGGUAACUGUUCCUGGAAAGAAGAACUCCAAAGUCUUGAGGAAGAAAUCUCUCAGUCGGACACGAUCAAUCAGCUAAUAAUUGAGGCGUAUUGGCUUUUCUCUACGUCGACAGUGCGGCCUAUCUCGACCGUGGAACGUGGCUAACCACUCGAGUGCUAGACUGCAUUCCAUGUCUCCUCUGCAGGUCAGGCGGAGAAUUAUGAUACAGCAAUCACCGCACAGGGGACGGUGACGGCGCUGGGUUAGAUUUGCUUUAUAUGUUUAUUUCCAACUCUCCCAUUCAAACCGCUUGACCCAGUGUCUCGAGUCACUCAGCGACCAGGACGAAGAGUGACGAAACCACAGGUGUUUGGGAGAUUAACCACACUCUAAAGUUGAGAAUGUUGACGAACAAUUCACUAUAUUUGCGAUGGUGCUUGCCACUGGCAGCACAGACGAAGUCCGAGAAUGUUAACAGUUGUAUCAGUGGAGCCUGGGGCUCCCACGAGCCCCGAACUGGCGGAGAAGUCAAAUGCUACCGACUACCUUUAUACCAUACUUUACAAUACUAUAUGUUGUACUGGCAGCAGCGACUACAUCUUUUCUUGGCCAUCAUCUCUUGGGUCUACACUUGCGUCUUCUACUGGGCUGUUUCGCGAAAGGUGCUGUACGUGGAGCAUAGUAGCGACAUUGUGGAUUCAUUUCCUACCGAGGUCAAAUGCGUGCUAUACUAUGCUGGAGCCUCCUCCUACUUCCAAGAUCAAAGUGCAAAAAGGCCAUAUUUUCACAGAACUCCCACUGCGCCAUCCUGUGUUUUGCGCACUUCGAUCCGACUGAAAACGCUUGCUUUUGCUUUUGCUGGUGCUUUCAAACGGUGACUGUUGUUUUCACAAGAUCCGUAAUCCGUCAUCUGUCGCCAUAGGGCACCUCGAUAUUGCUGGAAGCAUCUCCCGGUCGCUUGUCGAGUACUAUACCAGCCCCGUCCGGACAUGCAGACACGUGACACGCUCGCGGGGCAGAGAAAAUAGGAAAUUACUCGACACUCGCGAUUCUCUGGACAACAACGGCAGUCGCGGCGCCACCGCCGUUGCAGAUGGCAGCCACACCGUACUCACCGGGCUUGAGCUGAUGCAGAAGCGUAGUGAGGAUGCGGGAACCGGAGCUUCCCAGAGCGUGACCUAGAGAAAUGGCGCCGCCAAGGAGGUUGACGUUUGCGUUUUCGAGACCGAGGAUCUGGGAGAAGAGAGUUGGUUAGACACACUAGAAAUACAAACGGAUUCACGAUGUAGUAAAUGCUUGAACUCAUAACUCGUAGAUCAUGCGUCGUGCGGAG
Messenger RNA from Exophiala dermatitidis NIH/UT8656, 5284 nucleotides. RefSeq lists its product as uncharacterized. Lineage: Eukaryota; Fungi; Ascomycota; Eurotiomycetes; Chaetothyriales; Herpotrichiellaceae. The transcript has 2 exons. The record is from RefSeq and is a predicted model, not a curated record. Bases 2603 to 4048 code for a protein of 481 amino acids.